Messenger RNA from Candida albicans SC5314, 1239 nucleotides. RefSeq names its product Pzf1p (gene PZF1). Gene Ontology annotation, cellular component: nucleus. The coding region runs from base 1 to 1239 and encodes 412 amino acids. Gene Ontology annotation, biological process: central nervous system development; regulation of transcription by RNA polymerase II. Gene Ontology annotation, molecular function: RNA polymerase II cis-regulatory region sequence-specific DNA binding; DNA-binding transcription factor activity, RNA polymerase II-specific. Lineage: Eukaryota; Fungi; Ascomycota; Pichiomycetes; Serinales; Debaryomycetaceae. The record is from RefSeq and is a predicted model, not a curated record. The transcript has a single exon.
AUGAGUGAAAGUGACGAAACCAAAUCGAUAUCAUCUUUAAUAUCUUCUUCUUCUUCAUCACGUCCCAAAAAGUAUAUUUGCACAUAUGAAGGGUGUGAUAAAGCCUAUAAUCGACCAUCAUUAUUAGAGCAACAUUUAAGAACCCACAGUAAUGAUCGACCGUAUAAAUGUACAGUGGAGGAUUGUGAUAAAGCAUUUUUCAGAAAAUCACAUUUGGAAACACAUAUUGUAUCACAUUCCGAAAAAAAACCAUUCCAUUGUUCAGUGUGUGGUAAAGGGGUUAAUUCUCGACAACACUUGAAAAGACAUGAAAUCACCCAUACAAAGUCAUUUAAAUGUACAUUUGAAAAUUGUCAAGAAGCAUUUUAUAAACAUCAAUCUUUAAGACAUCAUAUAUUAUCUGUUCAUGAAAAAACAUUAACGUGUAAACAAUGUAAUAAAGUUUUCACUCGACCUUCAAAAUUAGCACAACAUAAAUUAAAACAUCAUGGUGGAUCUCCUGCUUAUCAAUGUGAUCAUCCUGGUUGUUUUAAAAAUUUCCAAACUUGGUCAGUAUUACAAUUUCAUAUAAAACAACUGCAUCCAAAACUUAAAUGUCCUAAAUGUGGUAAAGGUUGUGUUGGGAAAAAAGGUUUAUCUUCACAUAUGUUAAGUCAUGAUGAUUCUACCAUGAUCAAAAUAUGGACUUGUGAUUAUUGUGAUGUGGGGAAAUUUGCAAAGAAAAAUGAAUUAGUUGAACAUUAUAAUAUCUUCCAUGAUGGUAAUAUCCCUGAUGAUUUAUUAAAGGAAACUGAAGUGAAAAAAUUAGAGAACCUAUUAGAUCAAGGAUCGAAAUUAAAUAAUUUGCAUGAAUUAGAAACAGAGAAAUUAAAAGUGGAAGAAGAUGAAGAAGAUGAAGAAGAUAGUCUAGAUGAAAAAAGAAGUGAUGUUAGAUCAGACUCAAUGUCAGCUCAAAGAUCAAUAAAAUCAUUUACUGCUUCUUUGGAAGGUUCAAAGAGUGUUUCUAAACUUAUUCUGAAUAGUGGGAAGAAGAUCAAUUGUCCUAAGAAUAAUUGUGAUAGAAUGUUUUCUAGAGAAUAUGAUUUACGUCGACAUUUGAAAUGGCAUGAUGAUAAUUUACAAAGAAUUGAGUCAUUCUUAAAUAGUAUAGAAAAAGAAGAAACUCCAGAAGGUGAACCAUUGGUUAAAAAAGCCAGGAUGGAUUUAUUGCCAAAUGAAACAUCAGUGAUUUCUCGAUAA